Aspergillus homomorphus CBS 101889 is the source of this 1733-nucleotide messenger RNA. RefSeq names its product NAD(P)/FAD-dependent oxidoreductase. Bases 159 to 1496 code for a protein of 445 amino acids. The transcript has 2 exons. The record is from RefSeq and is a predicted model, not a curated record. NCBI's taxonomy places the organism in Eukaryota, Fungi, Ascomycota, Eurotiomycetes, Eurotiales, Aspergillaceae. Gene Ontology annotation, molecular function: saccharopine oxidase activity; flavin adenine dinucleotide binding; sarcosine oxidase activity.
GGAAUUUCCGCGAUAAACAGGUGGGGAUGGCAUGAUGAAGCUUUUCCUUCAAAUACUCCCCGUGAAUCUGUUACAUCUUGUCCUGUCCUUAUUUGCACCAUAGCACCUCUUUCCGCUUGCCCGCUUGCCCGCUACAUACAUACCUAGGUGACAGCACAAUGGCCCCCUCAAGCCUAAAUCAUGAUUCAACCAUCCUCAUUGUUGGCGCCGGUGUCUGGGGAUGCUCCACAGCCUUGCAUUUGGUUCGCCGUGGCUACAAAAAUGUCACGGUUCUAGAUCCUUAUGCUGUUCCCUCCGCGAUCGCAGCCGGAAAUGAUAUCAACAAGAUCAUGGAACAUCGGGAGCCGAAGGAGUCUGAUACCGAUUCCCGCAGCAUUGCCUUUGCAACAUGCACUCGCGCUGCGCUGGAAGGCUGGAAAACAGACCCCGUUUUCAAGCCGUAUUUCCAUGAGACGGGCGUGGUCGUAUCGGGCCACACCCCGGCAUUGAUAGAGCAUAUUCGCGAGACGGAGAUCGAGCCAUCUGUGGCUGACUUUGUGAAGCUGGACACAGCAGAGGACUUUCGCAAGACGAUGCCGGCAGGCGUGCUGACUGGUAAAUUCCCUGGCUGGCAGGGCUGGCUCAACAAAUCCAACGCGGGAUGGAUUCACGCCCAGAAAGCCAUGGUCUCCGCCUACACCGAGGCCAAGCGGUUGGGAGUUAAGUUUAUCACUGGGUCUCCCCAAGGGAAUGUCGUAUCUCUUGUUUUCGAGGGUGGCGAUGUUGUAGGGGCGAAAACAUCUGAUGGGGUCCUUCACCGCGCAGACCGCACUAUCUUAUCAGCCGGUGCGGGCAGUGACCGUCUUCUAGACUUCAAGAAACAGCUGCGUCCUACGGCUUGGACCUUGUGCCACAUCAAGAUGAGUCCUGAAGAGGCCAAGCUCUACAAAAAUCUUCCUGUGCUGUUCAACAUCGCCAAGGGCUUCUUCAUGGAGCCUGACGAGGAUAAGCAUGAGCUGAAGAUCUGCGAUGAGCAUCCUGGGUAUUGCAAUUUUAUUCCUGACCCCAAGCGAAAUGGCGAGAUUAGAAGCAUUCCAUUUGCAGCACAUCAGAUUCCGCUGGAAGCCGAAGCUCGUGCCAGAGACUUUCUACGGGACACAAUGCCGCAGAUUGCGGAUCGACCGCUGUCAUUUGCGCGGAUCUGUUGGGAUGCUGAUACGCCAGACCGCGCCUUCUUGAUUGAUCAACACCCCGAACAUCCUUCGCUAGUCGUUGCCGUAGGAGCCUCCGGCAAUGGUGCAAUGCAGAUGCCCUCAAUUGGAGGGUUUAUUGCGGAUACACUAGAGGGGCAUCUUCAGAAAGAGCUGAAGGAUGUUGUUCGAUGGAGACCGGAAACCGCUAUCAACCGGGACUGGAAAGCAACUCAGAACCGUUUUGGAGGCCCAAACGCGAUAAUGGAUUUCCAGCAGGUCAAGGAAAGUGCUUGGACCAAAAUCAGCGAGAAAAGCCGGCUAUAGGAGACGUGAUACGUAAUUUAGCUUGUCUGCUUUAAUGACUUUUAUUGAGUGGUGUUCACUCGUUCAGUGGAAUACAUGGACUUUCAUACAAUUCUAGCCUUUUUCACUCAUGUCUAAGAUGAGGCCAGUGACGUUCUCACUUGGUGAUGGGCUAUCAGCUUUUGGGGGCUGUGCAUGAAUCGACCUUCUCCUUGUCUAAGUUGUCUCUGCAGAACCGUGUCUAAAUCUCAAACCCCC